GCAUAAAGUGAUACAUAAAUUCCUUCAUAACUUAUACGUGUAUUAGCUAUGUGGGUUUCUAAAUUGCAAACCAAACACCGUAUUAGGUGUAUUUAUUUUUAUACAUAGCAAAAGAAUUUUACCAAACAUAAUAUUACUAUCCAGAAUUUAAUACAUGAAUAACUUAGUUCCUAACUAACUACCAAACAACCCCUAAAUUAUUGCAAUGAGAUAGUGGAAUUAGAUAGAUGCAAUUUUCUAUUGUAAAAGUUACAGAAAGGAAAUGCUGAUUUUGGAGUAUUGUUCUAUAAGUUAUGAGCAUGACUGCCGUAAUCUAGUUGUAGAAUGUUCCUAAAGAAACUCAAUUUUGGGUGCAUUUCUCUAUCUUUUCACCAGAGUAUUCUAGUUUGAAUUUCGAAAGAAGUAACUCUGUUUCACUGUUUUGGCCUUUAUUCUAACCUAAGCUCAUGUUUUUCUUCUCUCUUGCAAAAUUAGACAGUUAAUGACGUUAUACUGGGGAUAACACAAGCAGCAUUAUCUCGUUAUAUCCACCGAAGAUACGGUAAUUAAGCUCCUUAUUAGCUCACUGUAUACUUGUUAGAAAAUAAGUACUCCUACAAACAGAAUAGAAAAGUCGAUCUUGAUCAGAAAUCAAAACCUAUAAAAUUCUAGGUGAAAGUCGUAUAGAAGGUUACUUUUGCUAUGGAAUUAAUCUUUCUUUCUUUUUCUUUUUUUUUUUUUUUUUUUUUUAGCUAAGUAGUUAAGGUUGAAAGUUUAUAUUUAAUUCGUGGCUGCAUAUAACAAUGUAAGUUUGCUUUUAACCAUACUAGUCAAACUUUAUAAUGUGUUUCUUCCUGACAUGACAGUAGAAGUUGAAGGUAAGAGGAAAUUUUCGCUGGAACGAAUGAGGUGCAGAGCGACUGUUUUAAUGAAUUUGAGACCGGCUUUAGGAGUUCAAGCUGUAGCUGAAAUGAUUGAGAAGAACGCCAUAGUGAUACAAGGAAAUUGUUUCAGCUUUAGCUUAAUUCCCUUAACUAUAGUUGAAUUAGAGGAUCCUCUGGAUUAUGUUCGCAAAGCUAAGACAUCAAUGGAUCGAAAGAAGCAUUCUCUUGAGUCUCGAUGCACCUUUUAUAGUUUACACUUCUUCCUCAAGUUCUUUGGCUUAAGGGGUGCGACAACACUUUGUGAAAGAAUUCUAUCCCGAACAACACUAAUCUUUUCAAACGUAAUUGGUCCGCUUGAAGAAGUUUCUUGGUCAGGUCAUCCAUUGACAUUUGUUGCCCCAACAUGUUAUGGACAUCCCACUGGGCUAAUGGUUCAUGCGUGUAGCUAUGCCAAGAAGUUAACAUUUGUUAUAGCAGUUGAAGAAGGAAUGAUCCCAGAUCCUAAUCAGCUUGGCGAUGAUUUUGUCGAUUCAUUCAUGCUUAUCGUCGAGGCUGCCCUCUCAAACAAAAUUGAGAACCAUAGUUAACUAGCUCAUUACACAUCUGAAAGUACAUCUAUGAUAUGUACAUUUAAUAUUGCUCAAACUAUUAUAUUUGAUUAUAUUUGAAAAUUGCUUUUAGUUACUGCAGUAACUUUUCACAUAAUAAGUUGCUCAGUUUUAGGAUGGAUUUGAAUUUCAAAUUUCUAUUAGAUUUGUUUAGGUUGUUGAGUCAUUUUAGGCUUUUGAAAUUAUUCUGCAAAUUUUCUGUUGUUAAGUUACCUAUUUAAACCCUCUAUGCUUAAUAAAAAAUUGAGAGGCAAAUUUCAAUCAAUACUUUUAACCUUUUUGUGGCACCAUAUUUUAAUUAAAAACCAACACAAAUAUGUUUUCCCUUGCUUGAUAGAUAGAGCUAUAGAUUCACAUUUUCCUGGCUAGCACAAAGUAAGGGGGCUGGGGGGAGUUUUUACAGGAAUAUCUGAGUAUCCCCUUAACUUAGCAGUUGAUUUAAUUUGUAUAUAUUGGUUGUAUUGAGCGUUGGCGCUCAUUGUCCAAGCAGUUGUAACAGAAAUUUUUUAAUCAUUUUGCAGCUGUAGUAAUUUACUGCCCCUGUUUGCCAAGCCAAAUUUGAGAAAAUUCUCAGGUACAUGGGUACUGGUUGAGUUAUUUGGUACAUUAACAUGUGCUGAUUUGGAUUAUUUUCGUUCUCCUUACGUUUAAUUCAAGUAUUGGUUUGUGAAUUUUCAAAAAAAAAAAAAAAAACAUAUUUAGUUAGCCAGUAAUAUUUUAUAGAACUACGUUGGGCUUGAUUUUCUUGAAAGGUUUUAGUAUGAGCAGGGGUUACGUAGGCUAGCUUAGUUUUUCUAGCCCUCAAAUCUAUUUUUCAAUUUGUUUGGCCUUACAAAACUAUAGCUAUGACCAAGUUUCUGAAACUAGUUAAUUAAGUAGGUUGCGAGUUUCUUUUGAUUUCUCUCUCUCUCUCUCUCUCUCUCUCUCUCAUGUGAGUUGUAGAGAUUGAUUCGAUCUUGCUUUGGAGGAGAAGAUUGGAAGAGGUGUGGA
Messenger RNA from Lycium ferocissimum, 2461 nucleotides. RefSeq names its product wax ester synthase/diacylglycerol acyltransferase 11-like. Gene Ontology annotation, cellular component: plasma membrane. The record is from RefSeq and is a predicted model, not a curated record. Lineage: Eukaryota; Viridiplantae; Streptophyta; Magnoliopsida; Solanales; Solanaceae. Gene Ontology annotation, biological process: triglyceride biosynthetic process. The coding region runs from base 839 to 1450 and encodes 203 amino acids. The transcript has 4 exons. Gene Ontology annotation, molecular function: diacylglycerol O-acyltransferase activity; long-chain-alcohol O-fatty-acyltransferase activity.